AUGUUUUCUUGCCUACAAAUAAUUCAUAUUAUAUAUCAAGAUAUCAAAUCAGCUCGUUCAUUACUUAAUUAUAUCAUCUCUGAGGUGAAUCAAUUGACAAGUAUUGAAUGUAAAGCAGUACGUGCUAUACGUGUCAACUUUGUGAUUAUUCUAUGUUUACUCUACCUACUUAUUGAGUGUAAUCUUAGUAAUAGCCUUACAUUGACAGCAUUUACCCAUUUAUUAAUAUUUGACUUGUUAUCUGUGAUUGUUGGAUUAAUAAGUUUAUGGAGUUGUCGUAAAAAAUCAUCACUACAUACUUAUACAUUUGGAUAUGAAAGAUUUGAAGUGGUCGGUGUAUUUUCAUCAACUAUUCUAGCUAUACUAUUAUCAUUCUUUGAAAUUAAAGAAGCUGUGGAACGUAUAUUUGAACCAGUUGAAAUAUAUCCAAAUCAUAUGGUGACACCAUGUUUAAUUGGUUUUGGUGUUCACCUUUUAACAAUUUAUGGAAUUGACAAUAUCGCGUUUAGUCAUGUUAUUGAAGCGUGUGGAUCAAGUUGGCUACAGGAACAUACUACUGAUAUAAGUAGGACAAUUUGUCGAAUUAUCCCUGGACUAUCACGUGUUCUUCUACCACGUGUUAAUCCUAUCUCACUGAUUGGUGUAAGCGCUACAUCAACAGUUUGUAUUGUCUAUCUUAUAUUGAUCAAUAUGUCACAGAGUAGUAGUAGUACACAGUUGUCAACCAAUUUUCCAAAUCCAUUACCGGAUACUUUAGGCGGAAUAAUCAUCUCUUUAAUGCUAUUUGGAACAAUGAUGCCGAUGAUGUUGUACAGCGGUCGUAUUUUAUUACAAACCAUACCAAGUCAUUUAGUUAGUCCAUUGGAUAAAGCUAUUCAUGAAGCUUCUACAGUAGAUGGUGUACUUGAAUUACAAAAUGAGCAUAUUUGGUCAAUUGGUUAUAAAAAUUUAGCUGGUUGUCUAUAUGUACGUGUACGUCGUGAUGCUAAUGAACAAUUGGUACUAGCCCAUGUUACUAACAAAUUAUACAGUUUAGUAAAAUAUUUAACAAUACAAGUGUAUAAAGAUGAUUGGACACGUGCAACAAACUCAUUCAUUAUGAAUUGGUCACCAACAAUGAAUAAUAAUACACAAGGUAUAAAUAAUGAAAUUAUCAUAAAAUCUAACAUGACAGCUAAUAAUGGUGGGAAUAAAUCGAUGUCAGGUUUAUCAAUGAAUCCUUCUAUGCAUUAUAAUGUAGAAGGUCAUAAUCAUCAUCCGCUCCCGCUUAA
Messenger RNA from Heterobilharzia americana, 1271 nucleotides. The record is from the annotation of a GenBank genome assembly. Lineage: Eukaryota; Metazoa; Platyhelminthes; Trematoda; Strigeidida; Schistosomatidae.